UUCCGUUUCCCCCUAAAACUCUAACUUUAUAAUACCCCAGGAAGUACUUGGAAAAAAAAAUUGCAUCCACGACACCAUUCCGAUCCUUCCUUUCCGUUUCCCCCUGAAACUCUAACUUUAAAAUACCCCCAGAAGUACUUGCAAAAAAAAAAAAAAAAAAACAACUGCAAGAAUGUCGGCCGCCACCUCCGUCUCCAAUUCCGACAGCUCGAGCAAUGCCGGCGCCGGCGAAGGGCGGCCGAGCCGCUACGAGUCGCAGAAGCGGCGAGACUGGAACACGUUCGGGCAGUACCUCAGGAACCACCGCCCGCCGCUGGCGCUCUCGCGGUGCAGCGGCGCUCACGUACUCGAGUUCCUGCGCUACCUGGACCAGUUCGGCAAGACCAAGGUCCACACCGCCGGCUGCCCCUUCUUCGGCCACCCCUGCCCCCCCGGCCCUUGCCCCUGCCCGCUCCGCCAGGCCUGGGGCAGCCUCGACGCUCUCGUCGGCCGCCUCCGCGCCGCCUUCGAGGAGAAUGGCGGCCACCGGGAGGCCAACCCCUUCGGCGCCAGGGCGGUGAGGCUCUACCUCAGGGAAGUAAAAGACUCCCAGGCGAAGGCGAGAGGGGUCACUUACGAUAAGAGGAAGAGGAAGCGGCCGCCGCUGGUGGCGGCGGCGACGGCAUCGGCAGCAAAUACCAUGAUGCAUCCUCAUCUGAAUCCCAAGAAUUUGGGCAGUUCAGAUUAUCCAAUCUACCAGUAUGGCCAUGUGGUAGUGCAUGGUGGUCAGGCCAGCGACGACGAUGUUGCCAUGGUGGUCGUGGAUUCUCGCAAUGCUGCUUUCAUGCCACUAUCGGUGUUUAAUUAGUAUAGUUGUUAGUAGUAGUUUCUUGGUAUUGUAGAAAAGGCUCCAGAGCUAGGUAGGCUUUUAUGGAGUAGUGGGAUAAUCUCUGUGAACACUGUUGUGGUUCUUUGGAUGUUGUGAUGUGUUUAAAAACUUUUG
Elaeis guineensis (African oil palm) is the source of this 982-nucleotide messenger RNA. RefSeq names its product protein G1-like1. The record is from RefSeq and is a predicted model, not a curated record. Lineage: Eukaryota; Viridiplantae; Streptophyta; Magnoliopsida; Arecales; Arecaceae. Gene Ontology annotation, biological process: response to light stimulus; mRNA transcription. Gene Ontology annotation, cellular component: nucleus.